Hipposideros armiger (great roundleaf bat) is the source of this 3636-nucleotide messenger RNA. It is a transcript of the gene PTPRN, whose product is annotated as protein tyrosine phosphatase receptor type N. Gene Ontology annotation, cellular component: secretory granule; synapse. The transcript has 23 exons. Lineage: Eukaryota; Metazoa; Chordata; Mammalia; Chiroptera; Hipposideridae. Gene Ontology annotation, molecular function: protein tyrosine phosphatase activity. Gene Ontology annotation, biological process: regulation of secretion; protein dephosphorylation; insulin secretion involved in cellular response to glucose stimulus. The coding region runs from base 106 to 3039 and encodes 977 amino acids. The record is from RefSeq and is a predicted model, not a curated record.
CGUAGGUGGGUGGGGACUGGCAGGCCCCGCCCUGGACCCUCUGGCAGGCUGUGGUCCACGUAGCUGCGGCUCGGGCAGCAGAGCGAGCGCGCGGAGCCCGGGAGGAUGCGGCGCCCCCGGCGGCCUGGGGGUCCCGGAGGAUCCGGGGGUCUUCGGGUGCUCCUCUGCCUCCUACUGCUGAGCAGCCGCCCAGGAGGCUGCAGCGCCAUUAGUGCCCACGGCUGUCUGUUUGACCGGAGACUCUGCUCUCACCUUGAAGUCUGUAUUCAGGAUGGCUUAUUUGGACAGUGCCAGGUGGGAGUGGGGCAGGCUCGGCCCCUUUUGCAAGUCACCUCCCCUGUUCUUCAACGUUUACAAGGUGUGCUCCGACAGCUCAUGUCCCAAGGAUUGUCCUGGCACGAUGACCUCACCCAGUAUGUGAUCUCCCAGGAGAUGGAACGCAUCCCUAGGCUUCGCCCCCCAGAGCCUCAUCCAAGGGACAGAUCUGGCUUGGUGCCCAGAAGACCUGGUCCUGCUGGGGAACUGCUUUUGCAGGCCAUCCCCACUGCCUCUGCCCCUGCUGCCCAGCACCGGCUAACUCAACCUCCAGUGGGUGGGGAUGGAGCUGGGGCGGGCUCUCCACUGACCCCUGUGCAGGCUGAGCUGCUGCCCCCUCUCUUGGAGCAUCUGCUGCUGCCCCCACAGCCCCCCCACCCUGCCCUGAGUUAUGAACCUGCCCUGCUGCAGCCUUACUUUUUCCAUCAGUUUGGCUCCCGAGAUGGCUCCCGGGGCUCAGAGAGCUCCCCAGGGAUGGUCAGUGUCGGCCCCCUGCCCAAGGCCGAACCCCCUGCCCUGUUCAGCAGAACUGCCCCCAAGGGCAUGUUUGGGGCUCACCCUGGCCACUCCUAUGGGGACCCUCCAGGGUCUUCACCUGCUCAGCUUUUCCAGGAGUCAGGGAUGUUCUACCUGGCCCAGGAGCUGCCAGUGCCCAGCAGGGCCAGGGCACCACGGCUGCCAGAGCAAGGGGGCAACAGCCGGGCAGAGGACUUCUCAGAGGAGGAAGGACUCAAGGGUCGUGGGGAGAAGCCUCCUUCCCCAGCAGAGCAGCCAGCAGGUGUGACUGUGCAGAGACUGGCGGCUGUGCUGGCGGGCUACGGGGUGGAGCUGCGUCAGCUGGCCCCUGAGCAGCUCUCUACCCUCCUGACCCUGCUGCAGCUUCUGCCCAAGGGUGCGGGGCGAAAUCUUGGAGGGAAUGUAAACGUUGGAGCUGACAUCAAGAAAACAAUGGAGGAGCAGAUGCAGGGUGGAGACACAGCAGAGCCUCCACCCCCUACACCCUCCCUGCCUGGAUACCCGACUGCCGGCCCCACCUCCAAUAAAGCCCAGCAAGUGCUGAGCUUUGGAACCCCUGAGCCCCCCAAAGCUGCCGGCCCCCCUACCACGCCUGUCCUGAUAGAGAAGAAAAGUCCACUGGGCCAGAGCCAGCCCACAGCAGCGGGGCAGCCUUCGGCUCAGCCAUCAGCAGAGGAGUAUGGCUACAUUGUCACUGACCAGAAGCCCCUGAGUCUGGCUGCAGGAGUGAAGCUGCUGGAGAUCCUGGCGGAGCAUGUGCACAUGUCCUCGGGCAGCUUUAUCAACAUCAGUGUGGUGGGACCAGCCCUCACCUUCCGCAUACGGCACAACGAACAGAACCUGUCUUUGGCUGAUGUGACCCAGCAAGCUGGGCUGGUGAAGUCUGAACUGGAAGCACAGACAGGGCUGCAGAUCUUGCAGACAGGCGUGGGACAGAGGGAGGAGGCAGCUGCCGUCCUUCCCAGACCAGCCCGCAGCACCUCUCCCAUGCGCUCAGUGCUGCUUACUCUGGUGGCCCUGGUGGGUGUGGCUGGCCUGCUGGUGGCUCUGGCAGUGGCUCUGUGUAUGCGGCAGCAUGCACGGCAGAGGGACAAGGAGCGCCUGGCAGCCCUGGGACCCGAGGGGGCCCAUGGCGACACUACAUUUGAGUACCAGGACCUGUGCCGCCAGCACAUGGCCACAAAGUCCCUGUUCAGCCGGGCAGAGGGUCCGCCAGAGCCUUCUCGAGUGAGCAGCGUGUCCUCCCAGUUUAGCGACGCAGCCCAGGCCAGCCCCAGCUCCCACAGCAGCACACCGUCCUGGUGCGAGGAGCCUGCCCAGGCCAACAUGGACAUCUCCACGGGACACAUGAUUCUGGCAUACAUGGAGGACCACCUGCGGAACCGGGACCGCUUGGCUAAGGAGUGGCAGGCCCUGUGUGCCUACCAGGCAGAGCCCAACACCUGUGCCACUGCUCAGGGGGAGGGCAACAUCAAAAAGAACCGCCACCCCGACUUCCUGCCCUAUGACCACGCUCGCAUCAAGCUGAAGGUGGAGAGCAGCCCUUCUCGGAGUGAUUACAUCAAUGCCAGCCCCAUUAUUGAGCACGACCCUAGGAUGCCAGCGUACAUAGCCACACAGGGCCCGCUGUCCCAUACCAUCGCGGACUUCUGGCAGAUGGUAUGGGAAAGUGGCUGCACCGUCAUUGUCAUGCUGACCCCGCUGGUGGAGGAUGGUGUCAAGCAAUGUGAUCGCUACUGGCCAGAUGAGGGCUCCUCCCUCUACCACAUAUAUGAGGUGAACCUGGUGUCGGAGCACAUUUGGUGUGAGGACUUCCUGGUGCGGAGCUUCUACCUGAAGAACGUGCAAACCCAGGAGACGCGCACCCUCACGCAGUUCCACUUCCUCAGCUGGCCGGCAGAGGGCACUCCGGCCUCCACUCGGCCCCUGCUGGACUUCCGUAGGAAAGUGAACAAGUGCUACCGGGGCCGCUCCUGUCCGAUCAUUGUGCACUGCAGCGAUGGUGCAGGGCGGACUGGCACCUAUAUUCUCAUCGACAUGGUACUGAACCGUAUGGCAAAAGGAGUGAAGGAGAUUGACAUUGCCGCCACCCUGGAGCAUGUCCGUGACCAGCGGCCGGGCCUUGUCCGCUCUAAGGACCAGUUUGAAUUUGCCUUGACAGCUGUGGCGGAGGAAGUGAAUGCCAUCCUCAAGGCCUUGCCCCAGUGAGCCCCCUUGAUGGGCAGCCAGCCUCCGUGCCCUCUUUCUUGCCUGUGUGAGCAUCUAUCUGUGUAUCCACUCUUCAGUCCCCCACCUGCAUCUUGGCCCCUUCUGGGCAUGCUCAGCCCUUCCAAGAGGAGUGUGUAAGGAAGGUCGGGGGUGGGGAGUGGGAAGAGGCAGGCCUGACCAGCCUCACGCAUGCCAGAGUCGGGGGCGUCUCAUGGGGGAGCUGGCAGCCAGCCUGCAGGAGGAACGUCAUGGGCAGUCAUUCCACCCAGUUCCUUCUCCUGCUGGAGUUCCCUGGCCCCUACCUCUCGCUAUUCUGGAUGCUCCUGUCUCUGUGGACAGGACACGGUGGAGGGGCUGCCACACUCAGCUCCCCCUGCUUUCCAAGACCCAGCUCCUGCUGCCCUGUCCUGCCUCCCCGACCCACGCUCUGGCUCCCACCCUUCCUACCCUCUCCCUCAGAGCUCCUCUCCCCACCCCACCCCCGCUCUCCCACCACGUGCCACUCAACUAACUCUCUCCCUCUGGCACAGAACAUUUCUAGAAAAAUCUACUUUUGUAUCAGUGUGAAUAAAGUUAGUGUCGUGUGUGCAGCUGCAA